Molecule: messenger RNA, 1641 nt
Organism: Pararge aegeria (speckled wood butterfly)
Lineage: Eukaryota; Metazoa; Arthropoda; Insecta; Lepidoptera; Nymphalidae
Gene: Aven
Exons: 5
Coding region: 348-1544 (398 amino acids)
Biological process (GO): negative regulation of G2/M transition of mitotic cell cycle
Source: RefSeq, a predicted model, not a curated record
GUAAUCUGUAAUUGUAAACAUAACCAAAAAAUUUUAGAUUGACGACUUAACAAGCUAAUCACAACUAUUUAUUUCUUGGUACAUAUUCAUAAUUAACUUCUCAUUAGUUUCACCGAUCAAUCUCCUUUGUGCCUUGUCCAUCUACAAGACAUUACCUUGUGCCCAGUUGGCACAGACAAAAGCCAUAAACGGGAAUUAGAUUGACAACAAAUCCAAAAGUGACUACAGUUUACAACAGUGUAUUAGUUAGGAAAUUAACGGCAGUAAUCAUUUACUUUAGGUGUGUGCUACUUAAGUAAGACUUUACCUGUAAUAAUAAAGAGCGAUAAUAGAGAACAGCGCAAAAAAUGCCAGAGGACACGAAGAAAAACCAACAAAAGGGUAAAAAUGAGCCUAAGGAUCAGAGAAAACGUCGAGGCCGGCAGCACGCUGCUGCUGUCGAGAAAAAAGUUGAGAAGGAGCCUGAACUACCUGAAGUUACAGCCCCAGAAAAGCCAGUAUUUGAACCGCCGCCACCAGAAUUCUAUCAAAACUUAAAGAGAGAAACUGAUGAAAUACUCAAAAUUACUGAAGAAGCCAAUACUAAAUACAAGAAGAAGGAAAUACAAAGCAAUUGGGCCAAGUAUGAAAUGCCAAUUGAGAGCUAUGAAGAAAUUGAUGAGCAAGAGAACUUGGGAGCUGAUUAUGAGACUCUCAUUCAAGCACCUCUCACGGUUGGUGGUCAUUUUCAAUUUAAGCAUGAGAAAUCUUGGGAUAUAUCCACUGGCCCCUCGCCAUAUGACAAAUAUUUUGAUAUCAACAUGGAUAACUUAUCCAUAGCUCUCUCUACCAUACCGUUUUAUGAGCGAAACAGUAUUGACACAUCAUUCUUUAAUGAGAGUGAUAUCCAAACUAUGAUUCAUAGAGCAAGUAAAUAUAAACAUAAAUACUACAAAGAUAAAAAGUUUGUCACACCUGAAAUAGAAGCUGAGGCUAAAAUAUUAAACAUUUUAAAAUCGGACGAUAAUGUUGAUUCAAUUGAAACAAUAGAGACUGAUGAGAAAGCCAAUGAUGAUAAAAACAACCAAAUGCUCAAUCAAUUUCAAGAUAUUAAACUAGAAGAUUGUGAAGAGCCAGAUAGUAAUAAAGCAAGUGAGGAGAAUCAAAAGCCUGAACGCAAUGCUAUUAUUGAACCAUCACUUGUGGAUACCGUGAAAUCAGAAAAUGAAAGCUCGCAACCUGUAGAUCAUUCAAACUUAACUGAAGACAAAGUAGACAAGGAAACAGGAAAUCUUAAAAUUUCUAAUACCGCUAAAAAUAUUGAUGGUGAUAAUAAAAUAGACAAUGAUUUCAAUGAAUUUUUACAAAAUGAUGAUCUCAAUAAGAAAAGCAAAGUUGUAGGUAAACCAAGGGUUGAAAAGAAACAUUUAGAAGAAGUUAUGAAGCCAGUUGAUCUUAUACCAAAGCAAAUGGAAUCUCCUAAAGCACCUAAUCCUAUGAAGAAUCCAGUAAUAGAAUCUCCGGAAGACCUCGAAAAGUGGCUUGAUGACUUCUUAGACAGCUGAAGCAAAAAUUCUUAAUCUACUGUGAUAUUGUGCUUAUACAUUUAAACUAUUAUCUAUUUAUAUUUAAAAGGUGUAAAUUAAACAAAUUGUUAAUCGA